UAUGUUGCGAUAGUUGUGCACUCUCUGAGAUGUUUCCUGUCAACAAAAGGCAAAUGGAGGAUCAUUAUGACAGAUAAAGAAACGGACAUUCUUACUUGUGACAGGACUGGAGUUUGAGCCUAUGUACUUGAUAAGUAUUGGAAGACUCUGUCGGCCAGCAUGACCUUUCACCAUGAAUUACACGGAGUCCAGCCCAUUGGCAGGUUCUGCCUUGGCCAUGGGAAGCGUCACACCCGUGCCUUCCAAUGGGACCACUUGUGAGAACUGGAGAGAGGUCCAUCAUCUGGUGUUUCAUGUCGCCAACAUUUGUUUAGCCAUUGGUUUGGUGAUUCCAACCACUCUUCACCUCCACAUGAUACUGCUGAGAGGGAUGUUGUCUGUAGGAUGUACCCUUUAUGUAGUCUGGGCCACUCUCUACCGAUGUGCCUUGGAUAUAAUGAUCUGGAACUCAGUGUUCUUGGGUAUCAAUAUUUUGCAUCUUUCAUAUCUUUUGUACAAGAAAAGACCGGUCAAGAUUGAAAAGGAACUGGGCGGCAUCUAUCACCGAUUGUUUGAACCACUCCGUGUCCCUCCUGAUUUGUUUAAAAGGUUAACUGGACAGUUUUGUAUGAUCCAGACCUUGCAAAAGGGCCAGACUUACGCCACAGAGGAUAAAACUUCAGUUGAUGAUCGUCUUAGUAUUCUUCUAAAGGGGAGAAUGAAGGUCUCCUAUCGUGGACAUUUCCUGCAUAACAUUUACCCCUGUGCCUUCAUAGAUUCCCCAGAAUUCAGAUCAACCCAGAUGCACAAAGGGGAGAAAUUCCAGGUCACCAUUGUUGCAGAUGAUAACUGCAGGUUCUUAUGCUGGUCAAGAGAAAGACUGACUUACUUUCUGGAGUCCGAGCCUUUCCUGUAUGAGAUCUUCAGGUAUCUUAUAGGAAAAGACAUAACAAACAAGCUCUACUCACUGAAUGAUCCUACCUUAAAUGAUAAAAAAGUUAAGAAAUUGGAGCCCCAGAUGAGCCUGUGCACACAGAUCUCCAUGCUGGAGAUGAGGAACAGCAUCGCUAGCUCCAGUGAUGGCGAGGAAGGCCUCCACCACUUCCUGCGGAGCUCCUCCAGCACAUCCUCUCUCCCUGUGUCCUCCCCGCAGCAGCGAGCGUCCGGCAAGAUGAAGCCAAUAGAGGAAGGGGUGGAAGAUGACGACGAGGUCUUUGUACAGGUGUCUGCAGAUCCACUUAGAGUCCAUCAGUUGCACUGAUGAGCCUUUAAGUGACCAAGAUGGAAGCCGUCCUGACAAGAAGUACUGUGACGUGACUUUUAGGUGGUCGCUUCAGUCCUGCCAGAUGGGAAGUGAGGGAGGGCCCCAGUCGGAAAUUGUGGGCCGCCUGCCCGGUCGGUUAGCUCCUUGAGUUAGCCGAGCCUUCUGACGAGGCCUUGUUUGAUUUUGAGAUACGUAUUUUCUCAGUAGAUAUAUUAAUAUUAUUUUAAUUAAUCUUAGAGCUGUCAACACAAAUGCCUUUUCACUUAUUUUUCUAAGUGUGCCUCUUUUUUUCUCACGUGUAUCUUUUUCUCUAUCAUGGUAAUUCAGAACAAGUUGUUCUUUUGGUCAUUAUAACGAUGUAAGUUGAAAUUGAGGCUGACACAACAUUAAAAAUUUUACCUUUUGUUCAGUUGACUUUUUCAUGGCAAAUUUUAGAGAAAGUUUGCUUUGUCUGGUUCUGUUUCCUGCCCCGAGACCAGAAGUGCCCCACUAUGCCAACCUGCUCGUUUGGCUUGUGGAUCAGCUGGUAGUGACCGCCCUCCUCCGAGUGUGCCCGAAUGACACUCAUCCCUGCCAUUACCCGUGACUCGAAGCGUGGGCCCGCAGCGCCAGGAAGUGUGAGCCUUUCUGAGCUCAGUGCCAACUUGCAGCUGGACUCAACUUUCUGCCUUGUUGUUUGGAGCCAUCCCUGCCACCUGCUCAGAUGUGGGCGAGGCCUCAUGCUAGAGGAAGUCAGGGGAGACGGGCUGAGCAAUACAUAGGCUGGGUCGCAGACAUAAGCUUUGCCCUUUAGUCCAUGUCUGUGAGCCCACAUUGUGCCUCUGGAAGCGGAUGCACUGAGCCAGACACAGUGGUUCGCACCUGUAAUGCCAGCACUUGGGGGGUUAAGGCAGGAGGACAGAGUUUGAAGCACAGCUGGGGAGGGAGCAGACAGUUCACCUGUGGCCACAGGCGUCUAACCUGGGUAUGCUGAGGGGGCCUCCAUACAGAUCGUUCCUUCCUGCUAGCCACAUUCUUAAGGAUGGCAGUAGACUUGGUUGUGCCCAAGUCGUUCCGCUCCUGCAGCAGUGGCACGCGGGCGCUCAGCCAAGACCGCGGGUUGGCUAUGCUAGUCAGUUUGUCUUAUCUGCUGAAACCAACUGGAGCCAGCUCCGUGUCAUGAAAAGUUCGGAAUGAAUCUUCUUUGGGGGUGAACUAAGCCUAACACGAAAAGGCAGAAUGACGUCACUGAACAAGCGCUUAAUUCUGGAAAUCUAAAGACAGAGGUGAAUCAGCCUUGACUGAGGCCAAGGCUGCAACCAGGGGCCACUUUCUCCAUUAGCCCACGAGAGAUGUGGUAGAUAGUGUGGAUCUGUUUCCAUGAACCUACUUAGCUCCCCCCCCCCCCCCCCACACACACAUGAGGCUAAUUUACAGUCACUCUGGAAAUGGCGCUUCCCAGAGAAGACGGGAAUAUCAGAUUCCACUGGGGCCAAAGUCUUCAUGUGCGGUGACUGCAUAGACUGUUCCACCCCAGAGGGUAGAAAAGGUGACCUCCGCUGAUCGGCUGGAAUCUAGCUGAGGUGUCUGGAGUGCUGGGAGUGAAACUGUGUGAAAAGUGCUCUGUUAAACCUGGGUAAUUUAGAGUCCUUUACUCUUCUCAUGGAAACGUGCUUAUCAGUGUCACUGAUAGCGAAGAUCAUAAUCUCAUGGCGAGGAAUCUUCAGAGAGCCACUUAGUCUGAGUAAGAAACCUGAAACUGUUU
Molecule: messenger RNA, 2987 nt
Organism: Microtus oregoni (creeping vole)
Lineage: Eukaryota; Metazoa; Chordata; Mammalia; Rodentia; Cricetidae
Gene: Popdc1
Product: blood vessel epicardial substance
Exons: 8
Coding region: 173-1240 (355 amino acids)
Cellular component (GO): sarcolemma
Molecular function (GO): cAMP binding
Source: RefSeq, a predicted model, not a curated record